Leptosia nina is the source of this 1623-nucleotide messenger RNA. The record is from the annotation of a GenBank genome assembly. Lineage: Eukaryota; Metazoa; Arthropoda; Insecta; Lepidoptera; Pieridae.
AUGCGUAAAACAUUAGAUCGACAAGCUGCUGUUUCUCGUAUGAAAGUUAGUUUUAAAAAGAAACAAAUAGAACAAGUGAUUGUCGAUUAUGCGAACGAUGGAAAGUAUGGUCCAUAUAACGAGCUUUUGAAUUUAUUAAAGGAUAAACAAAUAUCUGAUAGAAAUUUCAAAAUCCUUUUUGAGGACUGUCUAUCCUGUGUUGUUUACUUCAAAAACGAUUGGAAAUUAUUUGUUGAGCUAUUGUGUGGGAUAGAGUGGAUCAAUCGGGGGCCGGAGUUGGUAGAUGUUUAUAGUAAAUUCAUAAUAAAUCUGGUUGUAACUCAUACUUACCACUGCCAAAAGGUUAUGACCGCACUUGUUAAUCUAUUCAAAGAUGAAGGUGAGAAAUGGGAUGAUCAACCCUCGGAUGACCAAUUGAGGCAAUGGUCUCACAUCCACUCUUUAAUUGCACAGAUUGUCUCAUUAAUACCAAUGUCCAGUAACAUCCUAAUGCCUACAGUGAUGGAGAAUUUUCCAUACUAUAAAGCGGGUUCUUAUGCUAACAGAGCGUACAUACACAACCUUAUUUGGAUCACUAGGUAUAUACCUGCUCUUAAGGAACAAAUUAUGUACACAAUUAUACAUAGAAUGAUAGAAAUGGAUGUCAACAUAGUGGAUGGAAAAGAUAAAACAGCACAAAAAAUAGACAAUGCAAACGAAGAGACAAGCGAAACAUUGGAUUAUUGUAUGCUAGAAGUAUUAAAAUGGUUAGAAGAUGAGCGAGAAACAGUCCUACUUAUAUUCUGUAAUGUUUUUGAGAGGAUUAUACUUAGAACUUAUGGUAUAAGAUACGUCCAAUUUCUUUUGUUAUAUACAAUAUCAAUAAAUCAACAAUGCGCAGAUAGAAUCUUCACCAACCUAUGGACAAUAACAGCUGGCAUACACGGUGUGGGGCCUGGUGCCUUAACUACUCGGAAGACGGCUAUCAGCCACCUCGCAGGGUUACUAGCUCGGUGUAAACGCAUACCUAAUUCAAGACUGGUGCACUAUUUGAAGACGAUGUCGGACUGGUGUCAUGGAUACAUUAUAGCUACACAAGAAACGUCAUCGCACGACAACACAAAAGUUCAUAGUGUCUUUCAUGCGGUGUGUCAUGCAAUAUUUUAUUUGGUUGCCUUCAAGCAUAAUCAUCUAUUUAGGAAUAAAGAAGGUUUUAACUUCAUAGAAUCCCUCAACUUAGCAAGACUAGUUACUUGUCCAUUAAACCCACUUCGGACCUGUCCACCUCAAGUGACCAGAGCAUUCUCCUCUGUGACCAGAUCUCACCAGGUUGUCUAUUGUCAGGCCAUUAUCGAGAAGAAUGCAAGAUAUUCUAUACAUAAUAGCGUGGAGUAUGAUGAAUGGUUUCCUUACGAUCCUUAUACGUUACCGAAAUCAGGCAAAACAAUAUGGCCGCUAUGCAUAGAGUACAGUGACUGGCUGAAGGAAGGUGAUGAUGAUACACAGUACUCAAGCCGAAAAAGAAAACUUGAUGAAGAUGAUGACUUUUUACAAGUAGCACCCACUCCUAGGCAAAGAUUAUCCAGUUCCUUAUCAAAUUGUAUCACCCCAGGGUUCAAAUCCAGUGAGACUAUUGUUAUGUAA